AUGUCAUCAACACCAAGAUCUGAUAGAUCAUUGGAUGGUGAUUCACCAAUCACUGAAUACUCAAUUGAUGAUGUAACAUUUCUUGAUCGUCCAACAACUGACAAUAUUACUAACUUGUUAGAAUCGAGGUAUAACAAAAAGGAUCAAUCACAAAAGAAAUCUCCCCAAGUUUAUACUUAUCUUGGAGAUGCAUUGAUUUUUGUAAAUCCAAAUGAUAUUAAGGAAACUGAAGGAUUGUAUAAGAACAGCGUAAUGCACUUUUACCACAAGAAACUUCCAUUUGCUAGAGCUCCCCAUAUUUUUUCGAUAGCAGAGAAUGCAUUUAGAACCAUGAAAGAAACAAGGCAACCACAAACAAUAAUUGUGAAUGGUGAAAGUGGUUCUGGAAAAACGGAGAGUAGCAAACUCAUUCUCAAAUAUUUAACAGUUGUCUCACAAAAUGGGCCUUCAUCUUACUUUGUAAAACAUGUAUUAACAGAAUCAAAUCAACUUUUAGAAGCUUUCGGAAAUGCAAAAACUCUGCACUGUGACAAUUCAUCCAGAUUCGGUAAAUAUACUACUGUUUAUUUUGGAUUUGGUGAUAGAAUUGAAGGUGGAAAAAUUAGUACAAUUCUGUUGGAAAAAAGUCACAUUACGAAUCAGAGAAAAAAGGAAAGAAAUUUCCACAUAUUCUAUCAGCUAUGCAGAGGAGCAGAUAGAUCUAUGAAAGAGGAAUUCAAUCUGCAUGAUCCAUCUGAGUUCUUGUAUCUAAACUCUACAGAGACAGUGAUAGAUGGAGUCGAUGAUAUGCGAGAAUUUAAAAAAACAAUUAAGAGUAUGGAUUCAAUAGGAUUUUCGAGUAAUGACCGGAAAGAAAUAUUCAGGGUAGUUGCAGGAAUUUUACAUUUAGGAAAUAUUCAAUUUUUGGAAGGUAAUUCAAAAGAUAGAGCAGAAAUAGUGGAAAAUGAUGCCCUCAAGUGGGCCUCAUUAUGCUUGGGAGUUCAACCUAAUCAACUAAAGCAUGCUCUAUUGGCACGUACUUUGAAUACCGAGGAAAAGGUUGUUACUUUUCAAACUGCUGUUCAAGCUAGAUUCAACAGGGAUGCUCUGGCGAAAGGUAUUUACGAGAGACUUUUUCUGUGGAUAGUUCAGAAAAUCAAUUCAGUAAUCAAACCAAAAACAAAGAAAAUGGUUACAAAAAUUGGUAUUUUAGAUUUGUAUGGUUUUGAAAUUUAUCCAUCCGAUAACUCUCUAGAACAGUUGAAUAUCAACUUUGUAAAUGAAAAACUUCAACAACACACAUUGAAGCUCUUACAACAGGAGAAAGAUGAAUAUGUGAAGGAAGGAAUUUUCAACAUGGAUCUAUUCACCAUACUGUCUAAGGAGUUGAAAAAAGAUUUUCUCUCUGAUUUUGAUACUAUUAAUGAUUGUAUUAGCUGUAUAGAAGACAAACCACUGGGUAUCUACUCACUCCUGGAUGAAGAAGAUUACCUUAACGUUUCAGGUGAUGAAAGAUAUCUUGCUAAAUUGAAAGAGAAUUUGAAAAAGUCAAAUAGUUUCGAACCUGCAAGAUUCAAAAGUACUACCUUUAGUCUUAAACAUUUUGCAGCUAAGGUAGAUUAUAACGUUACUGAUUGGGUCAAAAAGAACAAGGAUACAUUGUUCAAAGAUCUAAUUGAUGCCAUGUGUAAGAGUUCGUCAGACCUGGUACAAGAACUUUUUAAACCAUUAGACGACUUCUAUUCAGGAAGAGAAAGCAAACGAAGACUUCAAGAAACCAUUGUAAAACAAUUUAAACGAGAUGUAAACAAAUUAAUGAACAAGAAACUGAAAGGGAAAAUCCAUUUCAUUUACUGUAUAAAACCUAACUAUGAGAAGAAGGCACUAAAAUUUGACAAGAAAUUAAUCACCAACCAGGUCAAAUGUUUGGGAUUAAGUUCAAUAUCCAUAUUCAAACAACAUGGAUUUUUCUUUAAAAUGGAUUAUCCCAAGUUCUUUGCCAAGUAUAAAGCACUUAGUCCUAAAACUUGGCCCUCCUCCUCUGCAGAUUUUGAUAUUGAAGAAUUGAAAUCCAAAAUUAGAAGUAUUCUGGCAGAAACCAAAAUAGAGAGUAACAAUUAUGCAUUUGGAAAAACUGAAAUUUUCCUUAAAACACCA
Molecule: messenger RNA, 2136 nt
Organism: Naegleria gruberi
Lineage: Eukaryota; Heterolobosea; Eutetramitea; Acrasida; Naegleriidae
Product: myosin
Exons: 4
Biological process (GO): vesicle transport along actin filament; actin filament organization
Cellular component (GO): actin cytoskeleton; vesicle; microvillus
Molecular function (GO): ATP binding; microfilament motor activity; actin filament binding
Source: RefSeq, a predicted model, not a curated record